This is a messenger RNA of Brassica oleracea var. oleracea, 1720 nucleotides long. RefSeq lists its product as uncharacterized. Lineage: Eukaryota; Viridiplantae; Streptophyta; Magnoliopsida; Brassicales; Brassicaceae. The record is from RefSeq and is a predicted model, not a curated record. The transcript is spliced from 3 exons. Bases 11 to 1720 code for a protein of 569 amino acids.
UUAAAAAAAAAUGGUGCAUAUCGUAGUAAUCUCUGACACCAUUGUUCGACCAGAGAACUACGAGGAUGGAUCGGAACAGGUUAAGAUCCAUCUAACUCCAUGGGAUCUCUCCUUCCUUCGAACUGAGUACGCACAAAGAGCUCUUAUCUUUCCGCAACCCAACCCGGGAACCCACCUGAUCUCUCAGCUGAAGUCUUCUCUUUCCGCCGCAUUGAAGAUUUUCUAUCCAUUUGCUGGACGUUUAGUGAAGAUCGACAACGAAGAUGACGGAACAAAGUCAUUUAUCAUAGAUUGCGAUGGUUCAGGUGUCAAAUUCGUGCAUGCUUCGGCCAAGACUGUCUCGGUGAGGGAUGUUUUAGAACCGGCUAAUGGUACUGUCCCUGAUUACUGGAGUGAGUUUUUCCCAGCGAACGGAGUUCAAAGCUGGGAAGGGGUCUCAAAGCCGUUGAUUGCGUUCCAAGUAACGGAGUUAAAAGAUGGAGUUUUCAUUGGAUAUGGUUAUAACCAUUUGGUUGCAGACGGAACUUCGUUCUGGAGUUUCUUCAAAACGUGGACGGAGAUUUUCUCUACCGGUUUUGACCGCAAAAGGUUUCCUCCUUUGCCUCUUUGUGGAUGGUUUCUCGACGGGAUUGAUUACCCGAUUCAAAUUCCCAUCUCAGAGACGGUACCAUCAUCACAUGCUGGGCUUGUCGCUCCAUCGUUACCGCAUCUCGAAAAGAAGAUCUUUCGGUUCACGAGUGCACACAUCUCUAAGCUCAAAGCUAAAGCCAACGACGAGGUUGUUGGUUAUGGUGAGGAUCUGAAAAUCUCGUCGUUCCAAGCUGUGUUGGGGCAUAUGUGGCAAUCAAUAAUCAGAAACAGUGAUCUCAAUCCGGAAGAAGUUAUUCAUUGCAAGUUGGCAAUGGAUAUUAGACAAAGGCUAAACCCUCCGGUGAAGAAAAAUUGUUUUGGAAACAUGAUCGGACUGGCGGCGACGACGACAACCACCAGAGAAAUGCUUGACAAUGGGCUGGGUUGGGUUGCUUUGCAACUAAACAAAACUGUGAGGUCACAAACGAAUGAAGAACUUAGAAAGUUUGCUGAUAAUUGGGUGAAGAGCCCGAAAAUACCGAAUCGGUUGGUUGCAAAUAAUUCGCUCGUUGUUGCUGGCUCUCCACGGUUCAAUGUGUUCGGAAAUGAUUUCGGCUGGGGGAAACCGAUUGCGUUUCGAGGUGGACCGGGAAUUGCUGGCCAUGGUAAAAUCCUUGCUUACCCGGGAACUGAAAAAGGAAGCAUGGAGAUUCAUACGUCUCUAUGGUCUCACGUUUUGGACAAGUUAUUGGCUGAUCAAGAGUUUUUACAGCAUGUCGUAUGCAGUGGCAGACCCAAGAUCUUUUUUCAUCGAAAAAUUCUCUCCCUCCGCCACAAAGCUUUAUCUUUUAUCAGAAUUGAGGUCAGAAGUAGAGAUUCAACAUUUUUCUGGUGGGAUCCUUGGACACCAUUUGGUAUCUUAAGAGAGUUUUUAGGGUCUGAAACCUCUCUCGGUAUCCCCUCAAGCGCGACUCUAGCGGAUCUUAGCUCUGGUAAUGGAUGGACGUUUCCAAAUACAGAGAAUCAGGUCCUGCUUCUAUCCUACAUCACAACUCUGCACUUGACUACAGGCUCAGACCAGGCGGUUUGUGGUGUGGCGAUCAAUGCCUCGGAGGUUUCACUUGCCUUCAGUGCCCCUGGUGUGGGCUGA